Messenger RNA from Cyphellophora attinorum, 744 nucleotides. RefSeq lists its product as uncharacterized. Bases 1 to 744 code for a protein of 247 amino acids. Gene Ontology annotation, molecular function: protein binding. The record is from RefSeq and is a predicted model, not a curated record. Lineage: Eukaryota; Fungi; Ascomycota; Eurotiomycetes; Chaetothyriales; Cyphellophoraceae. The transcript has a single exon.
AUGAGUCAAUCUCGCAGCCUCCUCGAUCUGCCUUUAGAACUGCUGGUCGCUAUCGCAGUCAACCUGCCAAAUACAUGCCUUCUCGCGCUGCGCAGGACAUCUGUGCGCUGGCAGCGGAUCGUCGAUGGCCCGGAGAUAGCCUCGUUGUGUCGAGAACAGGUCUGUGACGAGACAGGCGUCGCAAGCAACAUCCUUAAAAGUGACACAGCCGUUCAGCUGCUGAGGGAUGUCGCCGUCGUGCGUGCUACCACCAAAUGGCUCGCGGCAGCCGCCUCCAACCACCUUGCCCUAUGCUUACCCGCAGAGCUCGCUUUGGCAAGCACAGACUUCGAGGAUCGGAUACAGGACGCACUGUUUCCCGACGUGCUUGAGAUGUACGCCUUCCUCAAUGCAUACAGAGCUGUUCUGGAAGACAACGCAAGCGCCACUGCGAGUGCUUGGUCCAGUAUCGACUCCGCACAACGGCUAUCAGGAAUUAAGUCCCUGGGCACGGUGGCAAGGACCAUUUUCCUGACGACUGAUCUGGUCUUGGAGGUGUUGCAGGAGCCGGGACAAACAUUUAGAAAUGUGCUCGAUCCGGACCUGUCGAUCGCCAACGAAGUUGCCGUGUGGUUAUUGUCGAAUCUCGAACUAUACCGAUUGAAUGACUUGGUCCGCUCGAACCAGUCCUGUGAGCGGAUUGGGAGCCUCAAGAAGUAUGUAUGUGCCGAGAUCGACGUCCGACCGACGCUGACCGUAGAAUAG